UGAAUGUUGAGGGUAAGUGGGUGAAAGGUCAGCCCGGUGUGUGUGUGUCGCUCAAACGGUCAAUAACACAACUCAACUACAAUCACUAUCAUGUCUCUCCUGAGAGGUGUGUUCAUAGUCUCGGCCAAGAGAACGCCGUUCGGCACGUAUGGAGGCGUUCUGAAGGACCACAGCGCUACGGAUCUGGCUGAACAUGCGGCUAAAGCUGCUCUCGCUGCUGGGAAUGUGGCGCCGGAGCUGGUCAACAGUAUCAUCAUGGGAAAUGUCAUGCAGAGCUCUGCUGACGCUCCCUACAUCGCGCGUCACGUGGGUCUGCGGUGUGGCGUUCCCAUCCCAGUGCCGGCGCUGACUGUCAACCGCCUCUGCGGGUCUGGAUUCCAGUCUAUAAUCAACGGAGCACAGGAGAUCUGCCUGAAAGAGUCAGAGGUGGUCCUGUGUGGCGGUUCAGAGAGCAUGAGUCAAGCUCCUUACGCUGUCAGGAACAUCCGCUUCGGGACAAAGUUUGGAGUUGAUUUGAAGCUGGAAGACACGCUGUGGGCAGGACUGACAGAUCUGCACAUAAAGCUCCCCAUGGGCAUCACAGCAGAAAACCUGGCAGAGAAAUACCAGAUCACACGCGACGACUGCGACCAGUACUCCUACGGGACGCAGCAGAGGUGGAAAGCAGCUCACGAGGCUGGGUAUUACAAUGCUGAGAUCGCGCCCAUCGAUGUGAAAGCCAAGAAGGGGAAAGUGUCCAUGACGGCUGACGAACACCCGCGUCCACAGACCUCGCUGGAGCAGAUGGCCAAGCUGCCCACCGUCUUCAAGAAAGGAGGAACCGUCACUGCAGCCAACGCUUCGGGCGUGUCUGAUGGAGCUGCUGCUGUGGUCAUAGCCAGUGAGGAUGCUCUGAAAGCUCACAAACUCACACCAUUGGCUAGAAUUGUGGCCUAUCACAUCUCAGGAUGUGAUCCCAGCAUCAUGGGAAUUGGGCCUGUACCUGCCAUCACAGAAGCCCUGAAGAAGGCUGGUCUUUCACUCAAAGACAUGGACCUGGUGGAGGUCAACGAAGCGUUUGCUGCUCAGUAUCUGUCCGUGGCUAAAGCUUUGGGCUUGGACCCUGAGAAGACCAACGUAAACGGAGGAGCCAUCGCCAUCGGGCACCCGCUCGGAGCCUCUGGGACCAGGAUCACUGCGCACCUCGUGCACGAGCUCAGGAGACGCGGUGGGAAGUAUGCGGUCGGCUCUGCCUGCAUUGGUGGCGGUCAGGGAAUCGCAGUUAUACUGGAAAACACAAACUGAGAACAUCACACACACAUGUUGCUGCAAACCAAUCAAGUCAAAUUAAAAACCUAAUUCACACUGUCUUCCUAAAGUCUGUAAAAAAAACAUAGCCUGUGUACAAACAUGGAAUAAAAAGUUUAUUUUGCACAUGAUGAUAGUAAAAUGAGUCCAGGAUCAUGUGAGUGAGUGAUGGAGCCGUUUCUGUGCAGAAGUUGCAGCGAUCAGUGAUGCUGGAAGUAACGUGCCUUGCUGUACUUGUGUCUCUGUGCCUAAUCCAACAUCCGGCUCGACUCACCAUCUCCAUGAACUUCUGCUGCUUCCCAGAAAUGUUAUAUAUUUGCUCUGUUUUGAUUUAACUCUUGAUUAUGGACUUUACUAAAUGGUUUUGUAUAGAAUGUUGACUAAACAUGUUCACCGACCAGAGCCCUGACUGUUCUUAUCAAUAAACAAUGUGCGGUAUAAUACCA
Pimephales promelas (fathead minnow) is the source of this 1733-nucleotide messenger RNA. RefSeq names its product acetyl-CoA acyltransferase 2 (gene acaa2). Gene Ontology annotation, molecular function: acetyl-CoA C-acetyltransferase activity. Gene Ontology annotation, cellular component: mitochondrion. The record is from RefSeq and is a predicted model, not a curated record. Lineage: Eukaryota; Metazoa; Chordata; Actinopteri; Cypriniformes; Leuciscidae. Gene Ontology annotation, biological process: fatty acid beta-oxidation.